UAAGAAACUUCAUAACAAUUCACCGUUCGAUUGCAAUAUCUGUGAGCGCUCUCAGGUGAAUCACUGUGGCAAAGUGUUUUCCUUGGACCGAAAAUAAAACAGUGCGGAAAUCCGUGGAAAUUUGGAAAAAUGAUAGUGUAAAGUGGGCGCCAGUGCUGUAUGUUAGGCUGUCGAAGACUGCGAGUGCUGGACAAAAUGUUUGGGAGGCUUUCCGAUGCGCUUCACACUGCUGCAGAUGUGCUGGCUCCGCCGCCAACGCCCCUGCAAGACUUCGAGUACCACUGGCGCAUCGUCAAGACGUUCUACUCGGUGAGCCAGGAUCUGCCCAAGGUGCACAUCAGCAACACGAAUGUUCCCGUCCACUUGGAGGAGAUGCUGCAGAUCCUGGUGAGGGAGCAGAGCGCCGAGGCGGCGGGUCUUAUGGCGGGUCCUAGGGAGUGUAUGGACCACUUGCUGACCACGAAUCCCUUGGAAUUUUUGGUGGAGAAGUCAGUCUCGGACACUCCGCCAGGAAUAAGAAUGCACACAAUCUCCUGGCUCAGGAGGUUUCUUUCUUGUCUGGAGAAUCCGCCCAUAUCGCAUGGUAGCAUUUUUCAACCGGUGCAGAAGCUCCUGUCGCUGUGCCAGGGCAACGGGUCACCAUAUGAGAAGGAAGAGAUCCUCUUCCUCACCACAGUGGCCGCUGUGGUGCGCAGGAAUCCGUGGCAUGUGAAUCUGUUCCUGCCAUCGCAUCAGCAUUUACUUCCCCUCACGUCAACCCUCAGCGGGAUGGCGCCCGCGAAGCCCCCAACGGGAAACCCCCUCUUCGAUUGCUCCAAAGAAAAGGCGAAGAGGAUUUCCUUCGUGCCAGACAUCAAUGCGCCCUCGUCAAGUGACGAUCAGGCCAGCCAGCAGGAUCCUACGAUCUGUGAUAUCAACUGUAGUCAACGGGACAGCGUGUCCAGUGGAAAGAUAGCCUUUGGCUGUGAUUGUGACGAGAAGGAGGACCGUUUCACCCUCUUGGAUUCGAUUGUUCUGUACUUGGAUAGUCCGGAUCACACCAUUGUCGUGCGAGCUGGCGAAGCUGCGCUCAUUCUCACGUCUCUGCCGACAAUUGACCUCUCUUGUGGGGCCAUGAAGAGCAGUCUGGACACUUUUGGGGACUUUCUCAUGGAGAGAGUGUGGCACUUCUGCCGCAGGAUCCCUGAAGAUAUGAAUCCCGAGGAUAUUGAGGACGUCAACGUGUCCUGGGGAUUGACGCUUCGCGACUCUGAUGUGCCGGAGUUCAUCGGGCGUCCUCAGCUGGUGGAAUUCCUCGCGUGGCUCGACUAUGCCGACUGCGUGGCGAAGGAGUGUGAAAAUCUCCAUCCGAACAUGAGUGAAAAGUUCAGAAGUCUGAUACUGGAAAACGCCAUUGAGCCUUACCUGCUGGACGCGAAUGCUGCAUUCACGCUCCUCCUGACUGCCAAAAUAGUGCGCCAAAUUCACUCUGCGGCGUUCAUGAAUGAGAUCGCCACGUGGCUUGUCGCUGAGGAGAACAUCUCAGCGAUUGUGGGCGGAGAUUGCCUGCUGACGAUUCUCAUUGAGAAUUGCCAGUACAACACUCCGCUUGUGUUCCACACGCUUCUCUUCGUCGAGGCCUUACUGGAGAAUCCCAAUGAGCGAAUCCUUCACGGGCUGCUCUUCUGCUACCUCAACCGUCGCGGCUAUUGCGAUCCUUCAGCGCAGGUCACGCAGACGUGGUCUGACGAGGAGGAUGAGCGCCACAGGAGGCGAGGAAGUGCCACAAUUGCCGUGAAAUCUCGCACUCUGGCGCCCAGUAACAUCAUGAAGAUCAUUAACAACUUCCUCCUCCUCCUGCCCAAGCAGAUGCUCAACGAGAGCGUGGGCACGUGCUACGAGGAGUAUAUGAAGGACGCCAAUCAACACUACAGGACGUGGAUCAAGAAGACAGAGCACUUCAAUUGGCCAGUAGAAGCUGUCUUCCCGGAGAAGGAUGAUCUCACACCCGAGUGCGUUUCCCCCAUUUCCGGGGCUAUUGUUCCCAGUCGAGGACCAAAGAGGGAAUCCCAGUGCAACGACAGUGGCAUUUCCGAGGAGAUCUUCAGCGAAGGGCCGCUGCUGAAGCUCCUCUUCAGGCACAUCCGCAACAUGGCCAAUCAGCCGUAUGAGUUCAAUCUCGGUGUGAUUGCUGUGAUGUCGAAACUGGCUCUGCUGCCGCAUCCUUACCUGCACGAGAUCCUGCUGAAUCCGGAAAUCGCCGUGACGCCAGGCGCUUCGACGCUGUGGACUGUGCUUCAGGACGUGGCUAAGCAACUGCUCAUGGAGAUUCCGCGAAUCGAGGGCUUUCAGCAGAAGAUAGCGGAGACUGAAGAGCGACUCCUGACCAAUCCUCCACUCAUCAGUGAACCGUCUGACAAGAAUGAGACACUCUUCGAGGCCAUUGUCGUGCUGAAGGAGUUCUGCAAGGAAUUAGCUGCAAUCGCCUUCGUCAAGUACAAUAGAUCCACUGAAUAG
Messenger RNA from Phlebotomus argentipes, 2496 nucleotides. RefSeq names its product FHF complex subunit HOOK interacting protein 2A-like. NCBI's taxonomy places the organism in Eukaryota, Metazoa, Arthropoda, Insecta, Diptera, Psychodidae. The transcript is spliced from 3 exons. The coding region runs from base 160 to 2496 and encodes 778 amino acids. The record is from RefSeq and is a predicted model, not a curated record.